Molecule: messenger RNA, 1822 nt
Organism: Oryctolagus cuniculus (rabbit)
Lineage: Eukaryota; Metazoa; Chordata; Mammalia; Lagomorpha; Leporidae
Source: RefSeq, a predicted model, not a curated record
GCCAGGAAGGGACAGUGCCUCUUGGUCACUCCAGCAGUGAUGGCCAGCAUGGAAGGGACAGAGCCAUGGGAGCCUAGUGCGGACGCUGAGGGCCCGAAGCAGGACUGGCACCAGCGGAUUUUCGUCAACCGCAGCCUGGCACUGGGGAAGAUCCGCUGCUUCGGCUUCGACAUGGACUACACACUGGCUGCCUACAAGUCCCCGGCCUACGAGACGCUGGCCUUCGAACUGCUGCUGGAGCACCUGGUGUGCAUCGGGUACCCGCACGAGAUCCUGCGCUACACCUAUGACCCCGGCUUCCCCACCAGGGGCCUGGUGUUCGAUGCGCUCUACGGGAACCUGCUGAAGGUGGACGCCUACGGGAAUGUGCUGUUGGGGGUCCACGGCCUCGCUUUCCUCUCCGAGGCGGAGAUCUGGAGCUACUACCCCAGCAAGUUCAUCCAGAGGGCUGACCUGCAGCGGUUCCACACCCUCAACACGCUCUUCAACCUGCCGGAGACCUACCUCUACGCCUGCCUGGUGGACUUCUUUUCCGGCUGCUCCCGCUACACCAACUGUGACACCGGCUAUCAGCAUGGGAACCUCUUCAUGUCUUUCCGAAGCCUCUUGCAGGAUGUGACCGAUGCCAUGAACAGCGUGCACCAGUCGGGCUGUCUCAAGCAGAAGACCCUGGAGAACUUGGAGAAAUACGUGGAGAAGGACGCUCGAAUCCCCGUCCUGCUGGGCAAGAUGAAAGAGGUUGGCAAAGUGUUCCUGGCCACCAACAGCAGCUACAACUACACGGAUGCCAUCAUGACCUACCUGUUUGGCGGUGGGGGGGCCAGGCCCUGGAGGUCCUACUUCGACCUGAUUGUGGUGGACACACAGAAGCCCCGAUUCUUUGCAGAAGGGACGGUGCUCAGGCAGGUCAACACGGACUCGGGGAAGCUCCGCGUGGGCACCUACACUGGGCCCCACCAGCACUGCGCCGUCUACUCGGGAGGCUCAUCGGACGUGGUGUGCGAGCUGCUUGGGGUGCGGGGGAAGGACAUCCUCUACAUCGGAGACCACAUCUUUGGGGACAUUGUCAAGUCCAAGAAGCGACAAGGCUGGCGGACCUGCCUGGUGGUUCCUGAGCUGUCCUGGGAGCUGGGCAUCUGGGCCCGGGAGAAGGAGCGGGAGGAGGAGCUGAAGAGGCUGGACACGCGCCUGGCAGACCUGUACCAGCACAUGGAUGGGAGCAGUGCUGGGCUGCAAGUCAUCAACUCCACCAAGAAGGAGAUUCGGAGGCUCACCCGGGAGCUGGACCUGUGCUACAGCACCACAGGCAGCCUGUUCCGCUGUGGUUUCCGCCAGACGCUCUUCUCCGGCCAGCUGAUGCGCUACGCCGACCUCUACACAGCCACCUGCCUCAACUUCCUGCACUACCCGCUCAGCUCGCUGUUUCAGGCUGCCCCGGAGCUGAUGCCACAUGAAUUGGCCGUGGAGCAAGAACGGGCCAGUCUGGAUGCUACCUCCUGCCCCCUUUCGUGCGGCCAGAGGGUCACAGGAAGGAGUGUGGACGAAGUGAAAAAGCCACUGUCUUGACACCUCCUCGAUGUAACGGACUCAGCUCCCAAGAACAUGCUGGGACAAGGGCAGGGGUAUUGCGUUUAUCCCAGAGGAUAUCCUCAUGACCUUGAGCCUGGAAUGGUGUGUAACCACUGCAGUUAUUUGACCCAGCUCUCCUGAGCUGUCUUAUGGUCCACGUCCAAUCUUAUUUCUAAAUAUCUCGUUAACAACAGUGUCUCUAGCACUUUUGAUUCUGUUACUUAGUAAUACCAAUAAAAUAUGAUUGGCUGUA